Sinocyclocheilus rhinocerous is the source of this 2940-nucleotide messenger RNA. It is a transcript of the gene mei1, whose product is annotated as meiotic double-stranded break formation protein 1. The coding region runs from base 30 to 2849 and encodes 939 amino acids. Gene Ontology annotation, biological process: meiosis I. The record is from RefSeq and is a predicted model, not a curated record. The transcript is spliced from 24 exons. Lineage: Eukaryota; Metazoa; Chordata; Actinopteri; Cypriniformes; Cyprinidae.
AGGACGUGAAGGCCGCCGUGUGUUACGUGAUGUUCGGGAUCUGGAGUUGCGCUCCUGCGAUUCAGACGCUUCCAGACACACUCCGACAGCGCAUGUGUGUGUUACUGCUGCACACACUCUCACACACACACACCACAGCGCUCACCGUCAACUGCCUGGGUGUGGUGAAGCAGAUGUGUCAGUACUCUGAUGUCGUGUGUGUGUUGAUGAGGGACCUGAAGGACGGAGGUGAAGAUCCUCUGCCCUAUCAACCACUGCCGCUCAUCCUGAAGAAGCUGUUGUUGAGCACUCAGGACUCUCUGCAGGUGGUUUCUGUGCGCUGUGUGUGUGCCGUACUGAUUCACGCUCCUCUUCACUUCUCUUCAUCCUUCAUUCAGGCUGAUUUACCCGGUGUGGAGCCACUGGUUCGCUCUCUCAAAGAGACUCUGGGAAAAUCCAACACUGAGGUGCAGAUAAAAGGACUGGAGCUGCUGACGGCCAUAUUGGACAGGCAGCCUGCAGCGGUGCGUCUCUUCCCGACCGGCUCUGAGUUUUCUGCCGUGUGUGAUGUCAUCGUGGAGGGCGUGGCCUCAUCCUGUCUGCAGGUGUCCAUGUGUGCGAUGCGAGCCGCUGCUGUCCUGCUCAGGCCCAAUCAUCAGUCCAGUCCGGUUCAGCUCGCAGACGUCAGGAGGAUCGCGGAGGUCGUGAUGUCCAAAAUCACAGAGCACCAUCACACACGCAGCAGAGAGAGCUGCUCUGGUUCAAAGUCAGUGACAGCAGGAGUUUUACUGCAGAUGCUCACAUGCUUCGACGCCGCCUGCAGGUUGGUGGAGGCGUGUGUGUGUGACUCGACUCUGAAGGACGGUGUGUGUUCAGCUCAGGAGACGCUGGAGUCUGUGUGUGUGUUUCUGCUGCACUGCUGCGACGCUGCCUGCAUCCCUGCAGUUACUGGUGUGUGUGAGCGCGUCUCAUCUCCUCAGGUGCUGCAGCUCUUCCUCUCGGUUUUGUCGUGCCAGUUUUCUCUGUGUCCUGAUCACAUGACCUCCUUCUCCAAGAAGCUUGCCGCGUCUGGAUUCAUCAGACUGACUCUGGAGAGUAAAGCUCAGCUGUGUUCAGGGAACAGGAACGCGUCUCUGAAUCAGAUCUGCUGUGAUUUCCUGCUGAAGCUCUGCAUGUGUCUGAUCUCACAGGAACACACCUGGACCAGUGAGCUGCAAGAUAUGGAGCGUGUCCUGCAGGAGUCUCUGCCGUCUCUGUGCUGCUGCGCGUCUGAUUGGCCAUCUGUGCUCUCUGAUUUCCCACAAUCCCUCAGAAACACUCAGCACUGCCUCAUCUACCUGCUGCACCUGUCGCUGCUGCACGGGGACAGGUUUCUGAGCGACUCGGCCAUGUUCUCCGCUGUGCUGCGCUUCAUCUCGUGUGUUCAGGACCUUCCUGCGUCGGUGUUGAGUUCAGUGCUCUAUCUGCUGUCCGUCACUCAGCACGCCGGGCCUCGUCUAGACACGGUGCCUGUGAGCGUCCUCUCUAAAGCUCUGUCCUCCUGUCCGCUCCUCUUCUCUCGCACUCUUCCUCUGUCUGUCCUGAGCUUCAUCUUCAUGUAUCCGGAGCUCUCGCAGCGGUUCGGACCACCAGCUCUGACGGGACGUCUGUCAGAGGAGACUCAGGAGCAGGAGCAGGAGCAGGAGCUGCUGGAGCUGCUUCACACACACCCUGCAGCGCUGCUGGCCACACUGGCCGUGGCGUGUGACGCCGAGUCUGCAGCGUCACGUUCAGCCGUCGGUGUGCUGCAGUGUUACCUGCGAUCGGCCGACAGCAGCAGCAUCAGCGGGACGUCUGAUCUCUGUGAUCAGAUCCGAUCGGCGCUGCUCAACGUCCUGCAGAGACACACACACACAGACGGUCUGUCUGUGCUGCUGGACGUGUCGUCUGUGAUUCACUCGUCCGGUCAGAUGGAGCACACUGACUUCAGACUCCUGUACCACGCAGUGUCUCUGCUGCUGGGAAACGUCAGGCUGAUGGAGCUGCUGGAGGAGGUUUUAUCUGCCUCUUCAUCCUCAUCUUCAUCACUGUUGUGCUCCUCUCUACUCCUGCUCUCCUCCCUCACACUCCUGCAGCACAAACACUCCGCUCAGGUUCACAGGAGCGUCAGUGUGGAUCUGCAUCAGAUAAUCAGACGACUGGCCUUCAGCAAGAGACACACGGACACACUGCUCAUCAAGUGCAGUGUGCGCUUUGUGCAGGUGUGUUUGGAUGUGGAUGCAUCUGCUCUGCUGUGUGUUUGUGAUGCAGCACUGCAGCGACCUCUGACCUCUAUAGAUGGUGCUCUUCAUCCCAUCGGACACAGCGGCGCUACGAGCCUCAUGACAGCGCUGAGCGCACUCAUGCUAAUGACGCAGGAUCUGAUGGUCAGCGCCGCUCUGAACUGUCUCAGGUCUCUGAUGGGAUUUCUGCGCAGACGGAGCUCUGAAACCGCGCAGCACAUGGUGUGUCAGCCGUGGAUGCGGUUCCUGAUUUUCUCUUUACUCUCCUGUGACCAGAGACUGAGACCUGCAGCGCUGCAGCUGCUCACACAGCUGGUGUGUUUCAGCGGAGGCGUCUCACACUGGAGGACUGAAAUUGAGUCUGUGUGUGAAGAGAUUGAGAAACGAGGAGCGACGAACCUCACCGAUGACAGCACACACACACUGAGACUGAUGCUCACACAGUGUUGUGCUCUUUCUCCUCCUAAUGAUCUGAGGAUGAGGAUGGAGGCUAUACAACAGUCACUAAGACAUCUUCCUCCCUCUGAGAGCUCGAGCAGACACAUGCUUCGGGUUGGACGGGUCUCUGUCUGUCUGUCUGACUUCACAAUCAGCACUCAGGACCUAUGAAACACACACACACACACACACACAAUAACACAAUUCUGAUGACUUUGACUUCUGUUCCUGCUGAAGAUGUUUGUUACUGAAAUAUAUCGUA